AUGGGCUCCCCGAGCACCCACUUUCCUGCCAGCCAGCUCACAGCGCACAGACUCAGCAAUUCCUGCUGUCAGAUCCAAGACGAGUUCCCCUCUGUGACGCUCCCUAUGAUGUACUCCCUAAUCUUCAUCAUUGGGCUGCUCAGCAACGCCCUGGUGCUCUGGAUGUUCUCAUGCGGUGCGCAGCACAGGACCUCCAUCACCAUGUACAUGAGGAACCUGGUGCUUUCUGACCUGCUGCUCUCCCUCUGCCUGCCCUUCUGCAUUGCCUUUCAAAGCAAGAGUGAGCCUCUGAUCUUCUGCAACAUCACUGAGGUCUUCUUCUACCUCAACAUGUAUGUCAGCAUCACAUUCCUCAGCCUGAUCAGCCUCAACCACUACCUGAAGAUCAUCCGGCCCCUGCAGAAAUUUAGGAUUCACACUGUGUCCUGUAGCACCAUGGCCUCUGGGGUGGUUUGGUUGGUGCACAUAGCAUUGAUGCUGCCUUUCUUUUUUGAGACAAGAGGAAAAGGGCCCUGUGACCAUAAAUGCUUCCACUUCAGGAGCAAAAGCACAGCAGCAGCUUUUAACUUGGUCGCAGUAGCCACUUUCUUCAUGCUGCUGCUGCUCUUCCUCUACUUCUACAGCAAGAUAUUUGCCAAGCUCCACAGAGUCUCCUCAGUGAAAGCUCAGCAGCUGAACAAGAGAACCAGCAUGAGAGUCAUUGCCAAGACCUUCGUAGUCCUGAUCAUCUUCAUGGUAUGCUUCACCCAUCACAUUGUCUGCAUUCCUUACAUCCUCAUGCAAGUGGGGGCCAUUUCUAGUCUGCCCUGGAAGCAGGGUCUCCACCUCACUAAUGAGCUUGUGCUCUGCAUCUCAGCCCUCAACAGCUGCCUUGACCCAGUCAUCUUCUUCUUCUUGUCCAGCAGCUUCCAGAGGGCUGUGCUCUGCACCAUCGAGGGCCGGCUGAAGAGAGCUCUCCUAAGUAACCAGGAAGGGCUGAGCCACAGCAGGUCUGUGAUGGAGGUAUAG
This is a messenger RNA of Gymnogyps californianus (California condor), 1008 nucleotides long. Its product is annotated as probable G-protein coupled receptor 34. Gene Ontology annotation, cellular component: membrane. NCBI's taxonomy places the organism in Eukaryota, Metazoa, Chordata, Aves, Accipitriformes, Cathartidae. Gene Ontology annotation, biological process: G protein-coupled receptor signaling pathway. The record is from RefSeq and is a predicted model, not a curated record. Gene Ontology annotation, molecular function: G protein-coupled receptor activity; oxysterol binding.